This is a messenger RNA of Ostrinia nubilalis (European corn borer), 1052 nucleotides long. Its product is annotated as U3 small nucleolar ribonucleoprotein protein IMP4. NCBI's taxonomy places the organism in Eukaryota, Metazoa, Arthropoda, Insecta, Lepidoptera, Crambidae. Gene Ontology annotation, cellular component: nucleolus; small-subunit processome; Mpp10 complex. Gene Ontology annotation, molecular function: rRNA primary transcript binding; snoRNA binding. Gene Ontology annotation, biological process: rRNA processing. The coding region runs from base 97 to 1032 and encodes 311 amino acids. The transcript is spliced from 6 exons. The record is from RefSeq and is a predicted model, not a curated record.
UGUCACUUUGACGUUUAUUAUCAUGUGGAUUGCGGCGUGUUUAUCGUGUUUUUAGCGUGUGAAUUAAGUUUUUUUAACUAAAAUAGACAAAACAAAAUGCUUCGGCGGCAGGCGCGUUUGCGCCGUGAGUAUUUAUACAGAAAAUCCGUGGAAGACAAGCAAAAGAGUAUACAAGCGAAAAAGGACCAAAUCAAAAAGAGUUUAGAAGAGAACAUCCCAAUCCAUGGUGAUUUGAGGAAGGAGGCACUUGCUCUGCAGAAAAGAAUCGAUUAUGAAGACAAAGGUCCAGAAAGAGCAGCAGUGAUCGGUGGAUUUAGCGGUGGAGCGAACACUCUCAACUCACAGGACGACGAGUACAGGUUUGCCGGUGUGGAGGACCCUAAGAUAAUGAUCACAACGUCCAGAGAACCCAGCGCCAGACUGAAGAUGUUCGUCAAAGAAUUGAGGUUAAUAUUCCCAAACAGUCAACGGAUGAACCGUGGUGGUUACGAGAUGUCUCAGCUCAUCCACGCAUGCAGAGCCAAUGAGGUCACGGACUUCAUUGUGGUCCAUGAGCAUAGGGGUGUGCCUGACAGCCUGGUAAUAUGCCACUUACCGUACGGUCCGACUGCGUCUUUCACUCUCUCGGGAGUGGUGAUGCGACACGACAUUCCAGAUAUUGGGCCCAUGAGUGAACAGUAUCCGCACCUCAUAUUCCACAACUUCAAGUCUGAACUGGGUCUGCGGACAAUGAGCAUACUGAAAUACCUGUUCCCUGUUCCAAAGGAGGAUUCCAAGAGAGUCAUCACAUUUGCAAACCACGAUGACUAUGUCUGCUUCAGGCAACACACAUACAGAAAGGCUGGCAAAGAAAUCGAGCUAACCGAGAUAGGUCCCCGCUUCCAAAUGAAGCUCUACGAGAUAAAGCUGGGCACGCUGGAGGCGCUUCCGGCCGCAGACACGGAAUGGGCGCUCCGCCCCUACAUGAAUACAGCGGCUAAGCGACGCUUCCUCAGUGACGAAGAUGGAUGGCAGCAGGACGAGGAGUUAUAGAAAUAAAGAUUUAUUAUUAA